This is a messenger RNA of Biomphalaria glabrata, 7825 nucleotides long. RefSeq names its product ribosomal protein S6 kinase alpha-5-like. Gene Ontology annotation, biological process: intracellular signal transduction; regulation of DNA-templated transcription; protein phosphorylation. NCBI's taxonomy places the organism in Eukaryota, Metazoa, Mollusca, Gastropoda, Planorbidae. The record is from RefSeq and is a predicted model, not a curated record. Gene Ontology annotation, molecular function: ATP binding; magnesium ion binding; protein serine/threonine kinase activity. The transcript is spliced from 17 exons. Bases 486 to 4418 code for a protein of 1310 amino acids.
ACCUGGCUCAGCCUGCAGUUACUUAGACUCUGCCACAUUGGAUACUUGGACUGGGGACCAUUGAAUUCACUCGGUACUUUUAUUAAGUUUGGCAUAUUUCAUUCAUUCGCUUAUUUAUUUGGCAGAAUUGGUUUGCAUUUUAUACAUUCACUAUUUUAUAUUUCAAAGAAAGGAUUUCAUUCCCAUUGGUCGGUGUGUAGGUCGUUAUUCCCACUAUAACAUGAACUCGAGUGUGUUGUUGUACUGUGAUACUCCUACUGUGUGGUAUGGGUCUGAAGUAAGAACACUAUCUACAACAUAUUCGUGUUCAGCACUGCAUUCAUCAUAUCCUAUAUGCCAGGGAAAUUCAUUUCUGUGUGAUUUGUGUCCGAGCAGAACAGAGCAACAAUGAUUUAUUUUAUAGACGCCCAGAAUUAGAACGAAAUCCAGUGUUUGUGGAAUAUCUAGGUCGCUGCUAAGCUUUGUUCUAUACAUUUGGCCCAACCAUGGAAGCCGCCAAUUCUGGAUGCUAUUAUUUCGCAGACAACAUCUUGGAUCUGCCUACACCAGACAGCCUUUAUGGAGAAGAUUCUUCCUUUGCCGCGAGCUUCGACCCUUCGUCACUGGUCUGUUCGGACAAUGAGCUCGCUACAUUUCCGGGUCACAUGACCCACGGGCCUUUCUCGUCGCACCUGUUGGCUACCACUGCUACUUCGUACGGUGUUUCUUCUAUACGCCUCUCUGGCGCCAGGGACCGGCAGCUAAUGGUAAAUGGCAUGUCUACUAGACACUUUCACCCAAACAAUGUGUGUGCCAGGGACCUUCACCUCACCUCUUCCUUGCCCAUGGAGAGGGUGCCGUGCGGCGGAUACACGCCGUCUGGUUUCUCACUCGUGUCUUACGUUCAGACGGCAGGGGUGCUAACGCGUGGGCAUUAUACUGCCAAAGACCUACUUUGUUCUGCGGCCUUCAUGAGAGCCGCCGAGUCCAACGUAGCCGGCUGUUAUGACGGCGCGAUGUACGAUGAUGACGUAGGGUUUGGGCCUCAUCUUAUGGAGCAUAUAUCCAGGCCACAUUCUUGUGCACAUUCAAACACUAUGGACCAUUGCACUGGAAAUCCUUUGAUUUUACAAAGAGAUGGACGCUUAGAUUCAGCGGUCUCAGAUGGUGACGUCAUCAUCAUUGACCCACUAGAUAAGGUAGACAGUUCUUUAAAUAUGGGCGGUGGAAGAUCACAGAUUUUUCGUACGUCUGCAAAUCCUAGCAUUUUAACCUCUAGAUGCUCUCACCAGCCAGCCUUUACUUUGGCAAAGGAAAGCUCACUAUUGUGUAGAAAUAAUCUCAGGGAAACGACGUUACAGACGUCACACAAGGGAGACAGUCUCUGUUCAGAUCGACAGCUGAAACAUGUUUCGGAAGGAAGAAGGAAGCCUGCGGAAAACGUGGAGAGCUGUUUCAACUUUAACCCAUUGUACCUGGAACAAAGAAGGAAUUUGUUAAGUUCCUCGGAAUUUUCAAAGGCGGCUCUCAUCGAGGGCAGCAGGUCAGCAUUAGCUUGUUGUACUGGGCCGGUCAGUGACUUACUAAGCCUGACCCCUACCAGUCCAGCAGGUCGAGACCGUGAUGACAGUGUUGUGGAAAUAUUCCCAGACUUGAGUUUUAUGGUGACGGGAGAGGGCUCGGUGAUGGCAGCUUUAAAGACAUCAAACCAAGAAGUAAACCUGACAGGCCGGGGUCGGGUGACCAUGGAAGACUUUGAACUACUUAAAGUUUUAGGCACUGGCGCCUAUGGGAAAGUUUUCUUGGUUCGCAAACGAACUGGACGAGAUGCUGGAAAGUUAUAUGCCUUGAAACAGCUGAAAAAGGCUACCAUUGUCCAGAAGACAAAGACCACAGAGCAUACCAGAACAGAGAGACAAGUCCUAGAAGCCAUACGCCAGUCACCUUUUCUGGUCACCUUGCAUUAUGCAUUCCAGACAGACUCAAAGCUGAAUCUUAUAUUAGAUUUUGUGAAUGGUGGCGAGAUGUUUACUCACUUGUAUCAGAGGGAACAUUUUACAGAGGAUGAGGUUCGAAUUUAUAUAGGGGAGAUUACUUUAGCCUUGGAAACAUUGCAUAAGCUUGGUAUUAUCUAUCGAGACAUCAAACUUGAGAACAUACUUCUGGACUCUGAUGGUCACAUAGUUCUAACUGACUUUGGACUCAGCAAAGAAUUUCUGCCUACAGACCCAACUCAUAGGACUUAUUCAUUUUGUGGUACAAUUGAGUACAUGGCACCUGAGGUAGUGAAAGGUGGACAUCUUGGUCAUGAUUUUGCUGUAGACUGGUGGUCUCUGGGUGUAUUGACUUAUGAACUUUUGACUGGAGCAUCACCAUUCACUGUAGAUGGAGAAAAAAAUUCCCAGUCAGAGAUCUCCAAACGUAUCCAGAAAUGUAAUCCACCUUAUCCAGAAACUUUUUCCAGAGAAGUAAAAGACCUUAUCCAGAGACUGUUAACUAAAGAUCCUUCCAAACGUCUGGGAUCAAAAAGUGCCGAGGAUGUCAAAAGACAUCCAUUUUUUAAUUCUCUAAACUGGGAAGAUUUAGCCCAGAAAAAAGUGCCAGCCCCAUUUGUGCCAAACAUUCGUCAUGAAAUGGACUUGAGUAAUUUCUCUGAAGAGUUUACCAGGAUGGAUGCCACUGAGUCUCCAGCCAUUAUACCUAACAUGGGAGAGAAACUCUUCAAGGGUUACUCUUAUGUGGCGCCUUCAAUCAUAUUCACUGAGAACUCUGUUAGUGCUGACUUGCUCAACAAAACUAAAGACCAACAACCUGAGGACAUCACAAUACUAACUGCCAGCCACUUCAAGAAUUCUCCUUUUUUUCAAAAAUAUGAGCUUGAUAUAAAAGUGAAAGCCUUAGGAGAUGGCACAUUCUCCAUUUGCAGGCAGUGUCGCAGUAUAGCCACCAAUCAGGUAUAUGCAGUUAAAAUAGUCAGCCGCAGAAUCAACUGCAAUCGUGAAGUACAGCUGCUGAGUCACUGUCAAGGACACCCUAAUAUUGUCCAGUUGAUUGAUGUGAUGGUUGAUGAGUUUCAUACCUAUAUUGUGAUGGAGCUGUUGAAAGGGGGAGAACUCUUAGCCAGGCUGCGACAGAAGAAAGUUUUUACUGAAGCAGAAGCCAGUGAGCUUAUGUGGAAGCUUGUCAAGGCAGUUGAGUUCAUGCACAGUAAGGGUGUGGUCCACCGGGACCUUAAACCUGAGAAUAUUUUAUUUGUUGACAAUUCUGAGAAAGCUGAACUUAAGAUCGUAGAUUUUGGCUUUGCGACUAUGAACCCUAAGAAUGAGACCAUGAUGACCCCGUGCUUCACCCUCCCUUACAGUGCUCCAGAGGUGUUGAAACAGAUAAGCAAUAAGAAGGAUGGCUAUGAUGAAAGUUGUGAUCUGUGGAGCUUGGGAGUCAUUUUGUAUUCAAUGUUGUCUGGGAAAGCACCUUUCCAAAACUCAGGUGGUCCAGAUACUGCUCUCAACAUCAUGCAACGAAUCAAAGAUGGAGAAUUUAACAUGACUGGUCCAGAGUGGGCAGAUGUUUCCAUGCUGGCUAAACAACUGAUACAAGGUCUAUUAACAGUAGAUCCUAAAGCAAGAAUCUGCAUGCAUGAUCUAUUAAAACAUAAAUGGCUGAGGAAAAUUGUCAAAUCUCCGAUUUCCAGUAUGCCACUCAGAACGCCAGGGGUUCUAAGUUCACAUAAUAAUGCUGUCAAAGAUCAGAUCAACUGUACAAUGGAAGCCUUCCACCAGGCCACCAGAGAUGGAUUUCGCCUCCAGGAGGUGGCGUCUGCACCGCUGGCAAAGCGCCGAAAGCAAAAGAAGACAUCUGUGGACACAAGAAGCAGCUCAACAGACAGCAACAACUCAAACUCCACCACCUCCUCUUGUGGCACCCGCAAGUCCCCAAUACGCCAGUCAUUGUCUCGCAACUCCAGCACAUCUAGUAUAUCCCAGAGCUCAGUCGCCAGCAUGGGCUUCGUCCCAAACCUGGGCAACCUUCCUUCCCCACUUGCCAGCUCAUCCUCCAAAAGAUCCACGCCAGACAUGACUUCCUCUGCUCACACCAGUACCAGCUCUGCUGCCUCAUCAGCACACAGAUUAUCUCCUCCCAAUGUCAUUGUCAUGCCCCAGCCAGUUAUCCACAUUCCUUCAGUUGACAGUGUGGACUUUGAUGACGAUAUCAGUCCUGGAAACUCUUCAACUACUAAAGGUAAAAAAACAGGGAGAAAAAGCAAUAACAACACAGUUCGACUGACCAGAGGGCAGAAAAGGAAACUGGACCAGUCAUCAGAAGAAGGUCAGGAGGAUGGGGAUAAUGACUGUAUUAUUGUUGAGAAAACUUUGCCUUCUAUUAGACACUUAAAAGGAGCAUUGAAAAGGUUAAAGUCUGAGACCAUUGUGAUAGAUUAAACUGUGAUAAAGAGGAUACAAGUGGGGUUUAAACCCAAUUCUCUUAAGUGAUAAGAGGCUAGCUUUGGAAUUCAAACUCAUUUCACUACUAACUAAGAGGCUACGAAUGUGAUUUUAAUUCAUUGUAUUAAGUUAUAACAUAAAGAGUGAUUCAAACUGAUGUCACUAAGUGAUAAUACCUCAAUAGUAUCACAAUUUCCACUUACAAUAUUCAUGCUAUUAUUUUGUUAUAUUCUCUGCUUCUCUGAAGCAGCGAGGACAUUGCUGACCAUUGGUCAGUCUUUCAUGUUGCCUAUAUAACAUAUGUUGCUCUGGCCAUACUGGCCAAAAUAAGGACUUUUAGAAUGGCUGCUAGGACUGACCUAUUCUAGCUGAAACUGUGUCUUAAUCUCAUUCCUUGACCAUUGAUUGUACAGAGAGAGAGAGAGAUCAUUGUACUACUGACAAAUGAAGUUUUAGUUGGGUCAUGGCUGUUAGUGUGAUAUAUAUAUAUAUAUAUAUAAGUGGAAACAUUUCACAGACCUCUUACAUCUGACUUGAGCUCUUCAAAUAUUUUAACCAUUCUUAUACAAGCUGUUUUGUUGAUCAAACUCAUGAAUUGUGUUUUUUGUAAGCUACAAGUGUCUUAGAGUUAAAUCCACAAGGUCAAAGGUGAUAAACUCUUCAAAACUAAACUCACUGGAUGGAAUGAAUCUAAAAAAUAUAAAAUCAAGACUACUUACAUUUUCCAUGUGAGUUAAGUCCCUUGAUUUUCUUAAAGAUGUUAGGGGUACUUGAGAAGAACAUUUUUUUCAAAUGUGUUUUAUGUCAUCAUCUUCUUAGGGGUGUGACUAGUCAUGUCUCCCCAAAGCAGUUUGUGUAAGUUGAUCAAUUGAUGUCAGUUUAUUUAUUGUGUAUGUUAUUGACUGUUAAAUCUUAGGUUUUUCUGAAGCUCUUCACCAUCAAGAUUCAUUGAUAUUCACUUUGAAUGUCUUAAACUUAUAGGAAAGUCCAUGUCUGAACUGUUUAUGAUUUUUACUGUUUAAUUUAGACAGUCGAGUAAUACGGAUCAAUAUUUAGGGCUUUUCACAUCAAUCAAGUCUAUAUUUACAUUGCCCAGAGUACAAUGGCUAUUACAAUUUUGUACAUUGACCAUAUGGCUCUUUCUUUCAAUUAAGACUAAUAUUCCAUUGAGUAAAGGUAGCUUACAUGAAUGAAGUCAAUUCAUAAGGGUGGUUACCUUUUAUUAGGAUGCUUUACUUUCCAACACCUUGGAGCUUUUCAUUUGUAGAUGUUUUCUAAUUGAUUUCUAGCUUAUCUUCCAUUAGGACUACGUACACUUCUAACAAAUCAUUUUCAUUUUACAAGACAUUGACUUUUUAAACUGCCUGGUCUUGUGCUCUAGACCAUGCUCUUGGAAUCUAAAUCUGCCCAUGGUCGUCCUGAUGGAGUUUUGGACAUAAUAAUUUAAAAACUGAUAUAAUGUCCAAAACAUAAAGCAAAAAAAAAAUAUAAUUUUUUCUUCUGCCAUUUAGUGGCUUCUACUUUUCUGUUUGUGAGGCAACUUCUUUCUGCCUAAGGGAAAAAGUAAGCAUAUAUACACACACAUUGACAAGUUAUAUAAAAAUCAAUUCAGAUCUCUAAGUAUGUCCAAGUCUAGAUCUAAGUAUGUCCUAGUCUAGAUCUAAAUAUGUACAAAUGUAUAUUAAAGUUUCAAAAAAAAUAAUUUUUGUAUGUUAAUUGGCUAGACUCAACUAUUUUGAUAGUCACACCUAGACCUAGACCUUCAUGGAUUUACACCGUUAAUAAUUUUAAAAGUUGUGGAAUAGUUCACUUGUGAUGUUUGUGUCAAAAAAUGAAUUUUUUUGUUAAUUUUUUUUGAUAGACAAUCUGACAUACAAAUUGAUAGUUUUUUUGUUUUUUUUUCAUCCAAUAAUAUCGUUUUUUGUUAAGCUUUGAAAUUAUGUUUGUUGAAUGAAAUGCAUUUUUGAAAUACAGUUUUAAACUCUGUUGAUUUUUUUUACUAACUGACCAAAGUAUUACAACAUUUCUUUAAACCUGCAGUUAUUAACUGUAACUUAAAUUAAUGGCAGAAAUAUUAGAAUUUUAAAAUCUAAACUGAGUUUGGCAUGGGAGAUUCUGGUCAUUUUCUAAUCUCUUAGCUGGGUGUGUCAUGGUAAGUGGGAAAGAAAGAGAACUCUUCCAUGACUUAAUAUUGUAAACACACACAUUUCAAUCUUGUCUUUCACUUUGGUCAAACACUUGGUGGUCAGACAGUUGGUUGUUUCACUUUGGUCAAACAGUUGGUUGUUUCACUUUGGUCAAACAGUUGGUUGUUUCACUUUGGUCAAACAGUUGGUUGUUUCACUUUGGUCAAACAGUUGGUUGUUUUAGCCUUACAAUCUAUCUCAUUCCUGGACUGUGAUGUGGGCGAAUGUCACACACUUUGUGUUGGUAAGUGGUCACUCAUUGGUGUGUGUGUGAGUCACUAGUUCCUGUGUGUAUGCUUGUGAUCAGUCAUUGGUGUGUGUAUGUGGUGUCUGUGCCUCCCAUUGGACUUCAUGUAUUUACUUAUGAUGAAACCAUGGUAUUGUUGUUUCCAUACAUAAACACUUAUGUUUUAAUGUCCCUCAGUAUAAAGAGGAAACAUUUCUUUUUAGAAUAUCAAAUUAUUUGAUGCUUUUGAUUUCUGUCAUGAAAUCUUGCUGCAAUAAUUGUCCACAUAAUGACUUCACUCUUGAUUCACUAUUGUUUACAUAAUGACUUCACUCUUGAUUCACUAUCUCACUCUAAUUGUGUGAUAGGCAUCAGUCAAGGACUAUUGACUUCCCUCAAAUAUCAAUGGCAAGAUUUUGAAUUUAUUAAAUCAAAUUUAUACAACCAAAAAUAUAUUUUUAUAAGGAUUUCAGAUCUGCAUUGGUCAUUGGUAGUUGGUCUGAAUAUGGUGACACUGACAUUUGAUUGGUCACAUACUUAUUCAAUCAAAUCUUUUAUUCAUUAAACAGUUUGUCCACUAAAUUAUUCCUUUGAACCAAAUGGUCAUUAUGUUCCUGCUGGUCUCUCAGUGACAAACUCAUCAUCAAGUGUUACAGCUGAAGUGAAUUGGUUGCAUUGGAACUUGUUUAGAAAAUAAGGAUUUAGAGAUGUAUGCACUCUAUGUAUGUUCAGAGGACAUUGAAUAGUAGAUAAUGAAAGAGUGCUGGAUUGGAUUCAAGGGACAUAAUACAUGAGUGUGCAUAGUUCUUACACCUUUGACCCCUGACAUUGAGGUCAUGUCUGAAACUCUUCAUUGCUUCCUGUUUGCCUCUAUUGUUGAAAGUGUGUUACACUUUGAUUGAUAUCUUAGCAAGUAACACUUGAGCAAUGGACAUCUAUAAUAUUUGACAUUUAUGACAUUCGAAGUAAAAAUAAACUCCUUGGAUUUGAAA